Messenger RNA from Symbiodinium sp. CCMP2592, 1815 nucleotides. The record is from the annotation of a GenBank genome assembly. Lineage: Eukaryota; Dinophyceae; Suessiales; Symbiodiniaceae.
AUGCUGCAAGGUGAUGUUGGCUUGUCGGACGAGGAGCCAUGUGCAGCUCCUCCCGUGCGGGCUCAUGCUGUCGACACAUUGUCGGAUGACGAGGAUGUGAGGCCAUCGGCUUCGGAACCUGCUUCUGGCUCGAAGCCCUCUGCAAGAAAGCGGAAGGCCGGAGCGCUUCGCAUAGUGCUCGACUCAGAGCGAAGCCGUUUGGGCCGAGUUGUUCAAAAGGCCUGCAGAUGUCGUGCAAGAAAGAACUGCUUACAACAAUUCCAGCCUCCGGAACUACAGAAGCAGUUGCUGGACCUGCGCUGCGAGUUGAAAACUUUGGACAAGCGGGAUGCGGACCAGAAAGUUUUUGAUAUGCUGCAGGGCCCCGGCUGCGUCGGCCGAGCUGCAUUGGCAACACGUCAGCGGAAGCUCCUCGGGCGUGAUGUGUGUCAUUAUGCAUUCCGCAUCUUGCUUGGGAUUGGAAGCACUCGUUUCCGGACUUUGCGGAAGGCAGCUCUGAACUCCGAACCUUGUCCUGUAGACGGCCGCUUUGUGGGACAAAAGUUUACAAUGGGCGGCAUUUCCAGACAGCUGCUUUUCAAGCAGAGGGGCCUGGUUACCCAGUUCCUCCAGGAACAGUACGAUCAGUGUGCGGAGCCAAUGCCGACUGUCUCGAGAGGCGGCCGGACCCAGCCCCUCACUGAUGGCCACAGAGCUAUGCGGUUUCGCCGGCAUCGUGGACGGAGGCCCAAGCUGGCCACAGAACAGCAAGGUUUGGCCCGAAGCAGCGAUCCAGCACGGUUUCGCCAGAUGCGGUACCUUCCACCUGGAACCUUCAAGGACUACCACAACCUCAUGAAGGCACGUAUGGUGGGCACUGAGACGCCGCCGUCCCUCAAGCUUUUCCGCCUAGUUUGGAGACAAUCGUUCCACCAAUGUUUGGCCAUCAGGGAGCACUCGGCGCACGGUAAGUGCAACACUUGUGUUCGCCACAAAGCCAUCCUCAAGAAGCUCAGCCGGGACCGUGUAGCACAUGCUGCUCAAAUGCAGCUUUACAACGUGCACCUUCGAAGACAAUACAACGAUCGUGUUGUAUAUUGGAAAGCACGAGCCCAGAGCAGAGCAGCAGCGGUUGGCACCAAUGGCUACCAGACGAUCUGCCUUAUCGUGGACGGAAUGGAUAAAUCCAAAUUCCGAUGGCCGAGGUCGCUGGCUAUGGAGGCGAAAGAGUUCAGUAAUUUCGUACGGCCGAAUAUUGAGCUUGUCGCCUGCAUUGUCCACGGCCAUACCGUCGUCCUCGCCACGAGUGAGCAGUGGGUGUGCAAAGAUUCAAGUGCAAUGGCAGACAUUAUCUUGCAUUCUUUGGGCCGGCUGACCGAGAGCGGCAUAGACCUCAGACAGUGCGAGAUCCUGUGCCAGGCAGACAACACGGCACGAGAGUCGAAGAACAAUACAAUAGUUCGACUCCUCGCUGCACUAGUUGCUGCCAAGAAAGUCGGGCGAGCCGAAGCACGCUUUCUUCAAAGUGGCCAUAGCCACGAGGACGUGGAUGGCUUUUUCGGACACGUGGCCGCAAUGCUGGAGGAAAACAACGAGCUCCACCUGCCAUGUGACUUCCGCCACAAGCUGCAGGCGUUCCUCGACCAGCCUCAGGCUCGGAGCAGCCUAAAGUCUAAACGACAAUCUGACCACGGUGUCAAACUCAUCUACUUAUUAGUCGUUCAAAGUAGGUGGUCUGCCAAUUGCCAGGCUUCAGCCCAUUGCCAGCCAUGUCUGUUUGACUCACUGUUCGGCAGGUCAGAGUCCACGAACGUGAGAAAGUCGUCGUGCGGCUAG